CAAAUACACAGGAAACCAUGAGUUGUACAUAGUAAAAGAAAAAGGAAUUGUUUCUGGCCCUCUUGCAUGAGCUUGCCCACCAUGCUGAACCAUAGCUGGAAUGUUCACUGACAGCAACAAGCCUGACCAGGAGGUGUGUGUAACACAGGAUUACUUGAAGAACCAGUGAAGAACAUUUCCAAGGACUAAACGAGACUUGUUGACUCUUACCAGCCCAUCACCAGAAAUAAACUAAUACAUGUGCAUGGGAUUUUUCACUCAUGCAAAAUUUACUCACAUCAUUCAAUAAGGGCUUUGAGCUACCCUAAACGGCCUCAACACUGCUGACCAUGAUCAGCCCAGCCUGGAGCAUCUUCCUCAUCGGAACGGAAAUUGGGCUGUUCCUUCAGAUGGUUCCUCUAUCAGCAAUGGCUAAAUCCUGUCCAUCUGUGUGUCGCUGUGAUGCGGGUUUCAUUUACUGCAACGAUCGCUUCCUGACAUCCAUUCCAAUGGGAAUACCUGAGGAUGCUACAACACUCUACCUUCAGAACAACCAAAUCAAUAAUGCUGGGAUCCCCUCCGACUUGAAAAAAUUGGUGAGAGUUGAGAGAAUAUACCUGUACCGCAACAGUUUAGAUGAAUUUCCUACCAACCUCCCCAAGUACGUGAAAGAACUACACUUGCAAGAAAAUAACAUACGGACCAUCACUUACGAUUCACUUUCGAAAAUUCCUUAUCUGGAAGAAUUGCAUUUAGAUGACAAUUCUGUCUCUGCUGUAAGCAUUGAGGAGGGAGCCUUCCGGGACAGUAACUUUCUGCGGCUGCUUUUCCUGUCUCGGAAUCAUCUCAGCACCAUCCCUUGGGGUUUGCCCAGAACAAUAGAAGAGCUACGCUUGGAUGAUAACCGCAUCUCCACAAUUUCAUCCCCAUCUCUUCAAGGGCUCACGAGCCUAAAACGUUUAAUCUUAGAUGGAAACCUGCUGACCAACCACGGUUUAAGUGACAAAGUUUUCUUCAACCUCGUCAACUUAACGGAAUUGUCCCUGGUAAGAAAUUCCCUGACUGCUGCACCAAUUAACCUUCCUGGCACAAACCUAAGGAAACUUCAUCUCCAAGAGAACCACAUCAACCGGGUUCCCCCCAAGUCUUUCUCUGAACUAAGGCAGCUGUACCGACUUGAUAUGUCCAACAAUAACUUAAGCAGUUUGCCCAAGGGUGUCUUUGAUGAUCUGGACAAUAUAACUCAGCUGAUUCUUCGCAAUAAUCCUUGGUAUUGUGGGUGCAAGAUGAAAUGGGUACGUGACUGGUUGCAGGCACUACCUGUGAAGGUCAAUGUGCGUGGGCUCAUGUGUCAGGCCCCAGAAAAAGUUAGGGGAAUGGCUAUCAAGGACCUCAAUGCAGAACUGUUUGAUUGCAAGGACAGCACUGCUAUAAGCACCAUUCAGACAACAACCGCCACCCCCACUACAGUCUAUCCUGCCCAGGGACAAUGGCCAACUGCAGUGACCAAGCCACCCGACCGAGUGAAUCCACAGUUGAUGAACAACCAGCGAACCACAGAAAGUCCCUCCAGGAAAAUGGUCAUAAUUACUGUCAAAUCUGCUACGUCCGACACUAUUCAUAUCGCGUGGAAACUUGUCCUGCCUAUGACUGCGUUAAGGCUCAGCUGGCUCAAGUUGGGCCACAGCUCAACAUUUGGAUCUAUAACGGAGACCAUUGUCACAGGGGACCGCAGUGAGUAUCUGGUCACGGCCCUGGAGCCUGACUCGCCCUAUCGGAUCUGCAUGGUUCCCAUGGAAACCAGUAACUUCUACCUGUUUGAUGAAAGUCCAGUGUGCAUCGAGGCCCAAACGGCGCCCCUGCACAUGUAUAACCCCACAACCACUCUGAAUCGAGAGCAAGAGCAAGAACCUUACAAAAACCCUACUUGGCCACUGGCUGCCAUCAUUGGUGGGGCAGUGGCCCUGGUGACCAUCGCCCUGCUGGCUCUAGUGUGCUGGUACGUCCAUAGGCAUGGCUCGCUUUUCUCCAGGAACUGUGCCUACAGCAAAGGGAGGAGAAGAAAGGAUGACUAUGCAGAGGCAGGAACUAAGAAGGACAACUCCAUCUUGGAGAUCAGGGAGACAUCUUUCCAGAUGUUACCCAUCAGCGGUGAGCCCAUCUCCAAGGAGGAGUUCGUAAUACACACCAUAUUCCCUCCUAAUGGGAUGAGUCUGUAUAAAAACAAUCACAGCGAGAGCAGUAGUAACCGGAGCUACGGAGACUACAGGGACAGUGGGAUUCCAGACUCUGACCACUCACACUCAUGACGCUGCAGGACUCUCCGUGGACUGCGUUGGUUUUUAUCAACCUCCGGGAGGUGAUAGUAGGCACCCCGUUCUACUGCAAAACACUGGAAAAGGAGACUAAAUAAGCAAUGUACUGUACAUUUGCCAUAUAAUUUAUAUUUAAAGAACUUUUUAUUAAAAGUUUCAAAUUUCAGGUUACUGCUGCGAUUGAUGUAGUGGAGGUGCCUGAACACAAUUCUAUAUUUUAGUAUUUUUUAGUAAUUUGUACUGUAUUUUCCUUGCAAAUAUUGAAGUUCUAAAUCAUUUACUUUGUGUUCUACUGAGUAAGAUGACUUGUUGACUGUGAAAGUGAAUUUUCUUGCUAUGUUGAACAAUCAGGACUGCAUUCACAUGAGAUCCUUGUAGUAUAAGCACAGGCCAUUUUUCACUUUGGUAUUAAUAAAAUGUAAAAAUAAAGAACUGGCUGGAUGACAAAAAUUAAAAUUCAAAAAGUAGCUGAAAUAAUGUUCUAAUUAUUAAAUUUUUAUUAUCCCAGUGGUAUUCAGUACAUCAAAAUAUGUGAAGUAAUGGGCAAUAUCAAACUUGCUGCAUAGAUCCAUUUUUGCUUUUAGCAAGAUAGACCUACUAAAAGUAAGCAUAUAUUCUAAAUUAAAUAUAUUAACUGGCAAAAAAGGAAUGUGACGUCUGGUUAAAACCGAGGCUUCAUGAAAUCAAUAAUGUUAGUGGACUUCCAAGUCAGGGAACAAACUUUUUAAGUGUGUACCUUGAAAAACAUGGAAAUUUAAAAUGAUGUCCUAUGAUGAACACAAAUAGCAGAAUUGCAGUUUGCCUAUACCAUCCUCGAUUCUUAAGAAGCAAACUCUUAUUGAUAAUGUUUAUGAUUUUGUUCAGAAAGGAAUCAAAGCAAAACCUUAUACACAUAAAAGCUAGCAUUACCAUAAGAAAUUCCCCUCAACAGUUCAGAGAAAGUAGUACUUUACUCUACAUAGGUGAGAAUUAGACACAAAAUAGUAGAUAUCAAAUUUAAAUCUGACUUAUGACAUGCUUUGACACUGUACAUAAUUGUUAGGUUUACCUUGAUAAUUAUCAGAAUACUGCCCAUUACUGUCACAAUUUUCUUAAAAUUAAAUAAUGAACCUGUAAUGUGAUGUUUCUUUUUAGCUUCCAACUGAAUUGUAAACAAUUACUUGUUUAAAAACCACUUCACUUUUCUGUUGCCAUUAUUUUUUCCAACAAAAAACCAAAGUGCAUUGUACGCCCUUUGGCCAGUCUUGUAUGUGCCUUGAUCCAACGCUAUAUGUAUUCAGCUUUUAAAACUCAACAGACAAAUUUUUCAUAAUACCUUAAAUAUGAAAAAUUGUGGUCUUAUUGCUGAAUAAAACAAAAAAGUACAAAAUAAUUGUGCUUGCUUGUUCAGGAUUAUGUUACUAUCACUAAAGUAGCAAAUAGCCCAGCACAUUAGUCCUAAGCACCCCCAUGUAUUUUUCUAGGCAUAAAAAUAAAAGUUGGCUACAAAUAAAACAAACGAAAAAAGGA
Messenger RNA from Suncus etruscus (white-toothed pygmy shrew), 3803 nucleotides. RefSeq names its product fibronectin leucine rich transmembrane protein 3 (gene FLRT3). The record is from RefSeq and is a predicted model, not a curated record. Bases 330 to 2288 code for a protein of 652 amino acids. Gene Ontology annotation, molecular function: protein binding. The transcript is spliced from 2 exons. Lineage: Eukaryota; Metazoa; Chordata; Mammalia; Eulipotyphla; Soricidae.